Messenger RNA from Parnassius apollo (apollo), 462 nucleotides. Lineage: Eukaryota; Metazoa; Arthropoda; Insecta; Lepidoptera; Papilionidae. The record is from the annotation of a GenBank genome assembly.
AUGGCGAUUUUCUUCUUCUUCAUAUCUUACAUGGGUUUCUGUGGCGCUAUCAACUGCUCAAAGUUUCUACUUUUUAUGUAUUCAACCUUGGUGAUUCUACUGCUUCUUCUUGAAUGUGCUUUAUUCUUCUAUUACACUUCAAAUUUAGUGGAGAAGGGCCUUCAAGUGGAAGAUGGUCAAUUAACUCAUGCACUGAGACUUUCUUUUCGAUGUUGCGAAUAUAAUUACACCUCUAAUAUGGUCGAGAAGAUCAAACCACCAUGGUCGUGUUGUGGUGUUAGUGGCUCCCCGGUCAACUGCACAGCUGAGAGAGCUUACACGCAAAACUGUCAACAGACUAUAGCAGCUUGGCUUGAUCAAUACCAGCCCGCCAUCUAUGUUUCACUAACGAUACUACACGUUCUGUUGUCGUCCUGUUCACUCAUACGCCGCGCUCGUAGUCCAUCUCGCUCGUACAGCUAG